Messenger RNA from Rhipicephalus microplus (southern cattle tick), 1820 nucleotides. RefSeq lists its product as uncharacterized. Lineage: Eukaryota; Metazoa; Arthropoda; Arachnida; Ixodida; Ixodidae. Gene Ontology annotation, molecular function: RNA polymerase II cis-regulatory region sequence-specific DNA binding; DNA-binding transcription factor activity, RNA polymerase II-specific. Gene Ontology annotation, biological process: regulation of transcription by RNA polymerase II. The record is from RefSeq and is a predicted model, not a curated record.
CGCGCAGUGAACACCUCUCUGCGCGGCGGUGCUCGUUGUUGUGUGUGCGCGCACGUGUGUGUGUGUCUUUCAUGAUCUCGCUAUCCCGUGCUCCGCGGUUCGAAUCCCGAGUGUGUCGCUCGCUCGAAAGAGUCGCGUAGUCGACGCUAUCGCCAAGAAGCAAAACGGAGUGCCGUCAUAAGCGUCGUGUAUAGGACUCGGCACGAAGACUCGGGGGCCCCCGGAAGAAGUUCGCAUGCCUGCCGACCAUGGAAACCACCGGUGCGCUCGCAACGACCGCGGCGGCGUUGAAGGAUUGCCGACCGUGCGCGGAGGAAGUUAUGUGCGACGACAUGGUCUUCGAGCCUGACCAGAUUGUGCCCGACUGCAGUUCGCCCAUCGGCAUCGUGCGCAUGUUUCAAGACCCCGAACCCCCCGCGCCUGCUGCGGAGCGACGCUGGAAAGUGCAGGAAAAUCUUCGGCCCGGACAAAAUCCUUACACUUGGCAAGUCACCAGGAAUCGGGAAGCUGCUUGGCAGAGUAGAUAUCGGGGCUCCGUCAAGCAGGACCUGGACACCUACGUGGAGCGGAACGGCGAUUGGGCGCAACUGCGGCUAUCCGAGGCGAGCGCCCAGCAAAAGGCUCGCCGCGAGAGCGCCUCUCAAGUCGACGAGUUCUUCGAGGAUCACCAAGUCGAGCCCUUGGGGGACGGUGGCAUCAACGCGUCGUCGUACGCCCCUUACGCCUCAUCCCCGUCCCCGGCGGCUUACCUGAACCGCCACCAUGGGUACCCCGCGCAUGCGACGGCGCACAUGCGGACCGACUACCGGCUCUACCCAUCGGCCGCCCCAAGUCAGGACAUGUUCGCCAAGCCGAACCCUCCGCAGCCGCAUCUGCAGCAGCAUCUUCACCAGCAGCCGUCCGCGCCGCCUGCCGGCUCCAUGUCCGUGUGGCAAGAGCUCUCUGCGUGCAUCAACCCCCGGGAUACGGACAUCUCGGCUACGCCCUCUCAUUCGAUUGACAUCCUGCCCGUCGUGAAGACCGAAGGGUCCGUGCUGGCGCCCUGUCAGUACGGGGCCGUAGGUAGGCAAGGGCUCGAGGCGUCGUGCUAUCCGGGCGGCGGCUACUCGCCUCAGGGUGCCGCAGCGGCGCCCCACACGAACUUCAAGCUCAUGGUCGGGGGACCACACUUCUCCAUGGCGCGGGUGUCGUGCAUGCCCCCGACGCCGCCCAACUCGGAGCCCGGGAGUCCGUCGACCGACGGAGUUCCCUUGGGUGGAGCGUCUUCGACGCGGAGGACACCGCCACCGCCGUACCCGGCCGAGUGCCCGCCGUCCACGUCCUCCGGUGCCACGGUGUCCGAACCACCUCGCCCCAAGUACAACAAGCGGAAUAACCCCGAGUUGGAGAAGCGACGAAUCCACCACUGCGACUUCGAAGGUUGCAGGAAGGUGUACACGAAGAGCUCUCACCUAAAGGCCCACCAAAGGAUACAUACAGGUGAGAAGCCCUACCUCUGCCAAUGGGAAGGUUGCAACUGGAGAUUCGCUCGUUCCGACGAGCUGACGCGCCACUACCGCAAACACACGGGCCAGAAGCCGUUCAAGUGCCUCAUCUGCGAGCGCUCGUUCGCGCGCUCCGACCACUUGGCGCUGCACAUGAAGCGGCACCAGCCCAAGAACAAGUGAUUCUCACCGCCCUUCGCGACGACAACGAGCUGCAGACGUCGACUGUAUACAGCGGAGCGCGACUGCAUCGCCCAACUGCAUCGACGCACGCAACUUGCGAAGACCCCCGAGUUCUUCAUCGCCCACGUUAUGUCGCUUCCGGGACUUUUAAGU